GCACCGUUUGAAUUCAUUCAGCUGAUUCAGUUUUAGUAUGAAAACGUGAGCCGUCAUUUGAGGACGACGUUACAUCGGAGUCUUACGUUUCGUUAUUAAAACGUCAAAUCGUUUUUUAUCGCCAUCAUUUUUUUUGUUUCUUCUGUCAUUUUUUUUGGAGAAGACUGCAGUUCUUUUUCUGUCAUUUUUUUUGUCGGUCGGAGGAACUGUUUUUUUUUUUUCUUAUUUUUUGUUUUUAUUUUUUCUUCCGUUGUUGUUGCUUGUUUCGUGUGUGUUUUGUGUCACACACGGGGAGAUUUUUUCUGUCUGUCUGUCGGACAUCCGGUCGCGUGCAAGAGCCCAGGUGGAGAGGAAGGCUCGUAUUGAUUGAGUGAUUGUUGUUCUUGUUGCAAUGGAUUACCAGUGUUUUUCUUUGUUGCUCUUAUUUUGUAUGUUGUUGUUGCAAUUGCAUUGAAAGGAAGUGUUUUGUGUUGAACCUAGCCUAAAAAAAAAUUACAUAAAAACCCCCCAAUUACCAAAAUUAAUGAAGAAAUAAAAGAAAAGAAAAAUCGGGGUGAAUUUUUGGAAUUAUUUCAUAUAAACAAACAGUGCUUUGCGAGUAACUUAGUUCUCUCAAGUAAACUGUUAACGUCACGUGUUUACUUUACUUUGACAGCAGUUCCGCAUGGAAGAUAUCGCCAAGUAAUCGAGAAACACCGACCGAGAGAGAGCAAGACGAUCGGUGGUGGUGGUUUGGUUAUUAUCAGCUUUGACUUCGAAAGAUUAUUGUAUGCAUUACUUUUGAAACAAAAAAAGCAACAAAAAAAAUAUAAAAAGACACUGCAGAUACUCUUCUUCUUCCACCGUUCUGUAACUUCCCGAGCAACACAAUAAAACCCGACUUAACUCCUCGUUUUUGAUGCAAUCUUUAAGUUUUCAGAGCCUUAACAUUUCCGCCCGUCUUCGUAGUCGUGUGUGCUCUUAUUUGCUUUUAGUUCAUUUUUAAUUUGUCUUUCUUUUGAAAAAUCAUAAAAAAAAAGAGUGAAUACAAAAAGAUAAAUGAUUGUGUCGGAGUUUGUGUGAGAGCGAAUAACGGAAGAACCUAAAAACAAAAGUAAUGACAAACGUAAAAAGGGUGUAAUGUAUGAUUACAUCACACUCGGCCCCCCUUUGGGACAACAACAAAAACAAGGAAUCAUCAUCAUCAUAGCAGUGCUCAGUUUGAUGUGACCAAAAAUUUUUAAGUGUUAAAAAUAAAAAAAUUGUAAAAGAAAUUAAAAAAAAAAUAAUUUUUAAUUACAAGCGCGAGAAACUAAACGAUUUUUAUUACUUCAAAUAGAAAAUAAUACAAAAAAAAAAUCAUUAAUCUUGAUUAAAGUGUUAAAUAAAAUAUUAAAAAAAAAAAAUAGUGAAAAGUGCGGGAAAAUCUAGAUAAGCUCAUUUUUCUUUCUUUUUAUUAUUUUUUUUGUUUGUUAAUUUUUCAAGUUUGUAAGAAGUUUCGUCAUUAUUCAUCUUGACGUUAUUUGGAUGUGUUGAAAGGUGUAAAAAAAAAAACAGAGUCGAAUAUUUUUCGUCUUUGUGCAUUUUCUUCAAAUUCGUGGAAUGGAAUGAAGAAAAAGCAUUUUUGAAUAUUCGGUUUUUUAGUUUAUUUUGUUAUUUUUUUUUUUUUCGUUUUUUUUUUGGUGAAUUAUUCGUGAGUGUGUGGAAGCAUCAUGUUUGGAAUUUUCAGGAAGCGCACGUAUAGAAAACAAAUUCUUGAUAUGAAAACAUUAGAAGAAGAAAAAGAAGAACUUCAGGAUGUGGCACCACCACCAAGUUAUAUUCGAAUUUCCGAUGGCAAGGUGUCACUUGUCCAUCAGCCUUUGUCAUGUGAAACUAACACGAAGGAUAAGGAGGUCUUGGAAGAGCGGAUUAUCGAACUUGAAGAGGCACUCAUUCGGUUGCAGGAUAAAGUUAAUAACAGUCAAUGCGGGUCACCGACUUUCGAGAGGGAUCUCAGGGAGCAGCUAGAAAACAUGAAUCGAGCAAUGAAGUCGAAGGACCGCAAAACAGUGCAGGCGUGUAGGGACAAUAAAGCGCUUCAGGCAAGAUUUGCACGCCAAGAAACACUCCUUCAUAAUAUGCAACAAGAAAAUAAAGCCCUCACACUGCGAAUCCGUCAAUACGAACAUUGUCUAGAUGAUGUGAUGCGAAAAGUCGUUGAUGCCAUUGUGCUGGAGGAUAGCUUGCGUCAAGAGGUUUCUGUGCUUAAAAGUCGUGUCUAUGAAUUAGAGGCACAAAAUGCUGUCCUAUCCGGUAGUCCAGCAAAGGGUAAAGAUGAAGGAUAUUGCACAAUGAGCAGUGGCCAACCGCAACCAUCGAAUGGACAUUUGGAAGACUUGCCCGAGGAACCAGAGCAAUGGCUUCUGCCCGCCGAACCUUGUUCGACAGAAAUGGAAGAUUGGAGUAUGUCACAAGAAGAAUUGGGUGUAAUAACACUGGAGGAUGAAGUGAUUGAACAUGAACGAGAGCAUGAACGUGAUUGGAUAUGGAAUACGAGUGAUUUUCUCAAUUCCACUAUGAUGGCAUCACAAUCAGAAGGAAUAGCGAAACUACUACAACAAACAAUCGUCUUUUCUGAAGACGAAGAAGUCGCUUGUGUAGAUUUCACUAAGGACUUUUAUAAAUUGGUCAAUAUCCCAUCGGGGAGUACACGCAGUUUGUAUUCCUAUCUAGAUGCGGAAACUGACGAUGAAGACGAUACUACAUCGGAGAAUUGUCGAACUAGAGGUCCAAGUCCAACACCAAGUGAAGCUGGACAAGCACAAGUCACCAGUUGUUCAUCGAGUGAAUCGGAUGAACAUACGAGGUGUAUAGCCGAGUUGCCAGAAUUAGUUAGCAGUUGUAGUUAUGAGGAGCCACAAUGUAUAUUAAGGAAUAUUCAAAAUGAUGAGGUGAAAACGUCAAAGAGUGAAGCAACGACACCAACUAAUUUACCAACGCUGACGUCGUCAACGGCGACGCCAGCGGCUUCUUUAGUGGCUGUGACAACUAAAACAACGACGACAACUGUAACAGCUGGUCUUAAAAGUGGUCCGUCGUGGCGAAGGAGUAAUGGCUGGAAGCGAUUACCUUCGCUAGAAUCUCCAACAAAAAAGGAAAACAAAUCAGAAAAAUCAUCACCAACGUCUUCAUCAUCAUCACCAUCCACGCCACCAAUAAGUAGAAUUCCAACAUGUAAACAAUCAUCGCCAAUACGAAAAUCAAAAAUACCUCCUCCUGUUCCAGUCCGACGUUCCUAUGCAAGUUAAUAAAUUUGUCUAUAUUUAAAAGCAAAAAAAAAAAAAAUAUUCAAAAUUUUGUUUGAAAAAAAAAAACAAGAAUAUUAAAUUGCAAAAAAAAAAAACGCUCUUCUUCAUAAGCAUUAAAAACUACUUUAUACAUAAAAUUCGUAGGAUUUCAUUUUUGUAUAAAGAAAAAGACUUAAUUGUGAUAUAUUAUACAACACGAAAAAAAAAAUAAAAA
Molecule: messenger RNA, 3483 nt
Organism: Episyrphus balteatus (marmalade hoverfly)
Lineage: Eukaryota; Metazoa; Arthropoda; Insecta; Diptera; Syrphidae
Exons: 9
Coding region: 1692-3269 (525 amino acids)
Source: RefSeq, a predicted model, not a curated record